UCGUAUUGUCUGUUGUGUUUUUUGUCAAGGAUGCUACUAAUGACAUGUAUGUUUAUAAUAAAGAGCCUUUGUUCAGAAUCCUGUUUCCAGUAGACCUGCUGAGGGUUCCAGCAUUAUGCUAACUGCACGUCUGGUCAUAAGCAACAGUGGAACUAAAACUUUUCAUAUAUCAGCUAUGCUAUACUGAGCUCCUUAUCCUGGUCUUUUUACAAAGAUAGAUUUCACCUGGGCAAAGCAGGUGCUGAAGAAAAUGGUUUUUAUGCUACUUCAGACUGGACAGCCAUGCACACAAUCCAUUGAAGCCUGCUGGAAAAGGUUCUGGAAACAGUACUGUUUAAAAGGGCCCAAGUUUAUGCUAAAGGGCAGUGUGUUUGAUGGGUUUUAAACUUGAAACCUCCUGGUCCCAAGUUCAGUAACUCUGGCUCCCUGUCCAUUACUCAAGGCUGUGAACGGAAUGCCUGCUACCUGCAAUUUGCACCUUUCGCUGUUGAGACCAGGAUGUCUGCCCCAACUGUGCCUCUUCCUGAUCACGUUUCCGUGGGUUCUCAGGGUCUCGAUCUCCUCUUUCAUUAGCACUGCAUGAGCAGUCAGUGGCUCAGUAUAUGGUAAAGUACACAUCACCGAGCACAGGAGAGGUAGAAGGAAACUGGGGAGGUUCCAGACUGCAGUUUCACAUGAGAAUCUUUUGAUCUAAGCUCACCUUGUCUGGAAAAGACGUUCAUAUCCUUCCCUCGGGAGGAGACACACAGUUUUGGUCAAACAAAGUGGCUCCAGUUCAGGUUGAUUUGAGUGGCAGGAAUUAGUGUAUAACCCUUGGACUUGGGGGGGGUGCUUCAACAUUACAACUAUGACUUAUAGAAAAAGUUGACAAAGGCAUCCAGCAGGUCUCACAGAGUCAUACAACAGUUUUCAUUGUCUUUGGAUCGUUCUAAUAACUUUAGAAGAUCUAGGGAACAAAAUGCUCAAAAGCAGGUGGGGGGCUGGCUUUGAUUUCACCGCUUAGGCUGCAAGAUGGGUAACAGGGUCCAAACGCUUGGGUCCCAUUUUAUUUUUUAUUAUUCAAGGACUCUGUGUCUGUAUUAGGUCUUCCAGGGCUCCUUUGUGGUUUAGCCUCUAAGUGACAUUCAAGUACAAAUAUGGAACAUAUCAUGGUGUCAUCUGUCAGGAAUACUGUGCAGGAUUUUUUUUUUUUCACUGCAGCCACAACACUUGGACGAGACGGACACACUCCCCCACACCAUGUGUUUCCUUAUGACUCAGGGAGGAUGUGCAGAAUGGCCGUGUACCAGCUGACUCAACUCUUACACCCAACGAGUGACUAUGAGGACAUGAGUGUUUCAGAGGAGGAGAUGCUGUAAAGGGUACAGGUUUGUGAUGGGCCAGUGCAUACCCGAAAGUGUGGAUGUGUGCGCAGGAUCCCCAUGCGAGCAGCAGUGCACCGACAACUUCGGACACAUUGUCUGCACCUGCUACCCAGGGUUCCGCUUUGACAGGGAGAGACACCGGAAGCACCGGCACCCCUACUGCAUCGAUGUGGAUGAGUGUGAGGAGUCCGGCGGAGCCGUGUGCGAGCAGCGCUGCGAGAACAUGCCGGGCAGCUUCCAGUGUCACUGUCACCGUGGUUACAUGCUGGCCCCUAACCGGCGCUCAUGUGUGCCCCAUCACAACAUAUCCUCAUCUAGCUCCCCAGGGAAAUCAGAGCGGACAAUGACGGGUGGAUCCUGCUCACUGACGUGCCAGGACAUUGCCAGCAUGAGGGAUAGCCUGGUCCAGCUCCGGUUGCAACUAGAGAACCCCUCAACUCCAGGACAGCCACUGUCACCCGACAGGGCCAGUGGAGACAAACUGCACCCCAGGUGGGUGCAGAAGGAGCCUGAGGCCUCUGCCAUAUCUGGCCCUCCUGGUGCUCCUGGACCGCCUGGGCUCCAUGGACUCCAGGGGGCACCAGGAGAGAAAGGAGAACCUGGACCCAGGGGUCUUCCAGGUCCUCAGGGCCCACGAGGGAUCAUGGGCCCAAUAGGGCCAAUGCCGGACCUGGAUCACGUCAAGAGGGGCCGGAGGGGUCCUGUGGGUCCUCCAGGUGCACCUGGGAGAGAUGGGCAGAAGGGAGAACGGGGCCCUCCUGGACCAAGUGGCCCACCGGGACCCCCUGGCUCCUUUGACUUUCUGCUCCUGCUGAUGGCAGACAUCCGCAUCGACAUAAUUGAGCUGCAGGAGCACGUGUUUGGAAAACAUCGUGACAUCUCGCUGGAUGCUCCACCCCCUCUUCACGGGGACACUGAUCUGGAGGAAUGGGAGUCGGGGCAAGAGGAGCUCAUGUUCAACACUUGAUGUUUGGAGGCACAUGCACAGUGCUUGACAGAAAUGGAUUGUCAUCAAAAGAGAAAAAAGACUUGCACAUAUCCUUAAAUGCAUUUAUUGUUUGCAGAAUAUUAUCUCUAAAAUGGGAAGAAGGUCCAGCUCCUGACCAGGAAACCUUCUGUUGCUAUGUUUCUUCAUCCAUAGCUGACAGAGAGGAGCUGUAAAGGACAGGGGUAGCGCCUUGAACGCACAGCUUCUCGUAAACUUAUGUGAGCGUGUGCCCUCUGUCCACUUGUGGGCCGCCUCAUCACCAUUAACAAAACACCUCUAAACACACAACUCAGCAGUGUGUCUUUGCUCAGGGUCCCAGGCACAUUGGCAUGUCUCUGUGAUCAUCCUGGAAUUACAAACUGAGCAAAAGCCUCAGUACAAAGCACUUGUAAUCCAAAUUGUUCAUCUCCGCUUUUUCUUUCUAUGUCAGCGACAUACCGAAGGCUUUUUAAUUGUGUGUUUGCACAGACCUAAGACGUUCCAACAAUACUGACAAGGGACAUAAAGACAAUUCUCUGAAUCUCACACUUCUUAAGAACUCUUUGUACAUUGAGUGUGCUGGUUCUCUUUUUAGUCUAAGUGGCACUCAAUGAGUGUGUCCUUAGAAGCAUCUGCUGAUGUCUCAGCAGCUCCUCACUGACCCUUCUGAAGCUUGGAUGGCUCGCGUUUCCCAUGAAUCGAUUGUGAUUUGUCGCUUUUCAUCUGAUGAUACAAUGUCAGGCUCUUGAAAAUAAGUGAGGGCAAAAAAAUGGGUUAGCACCAGAAGGAUAAAUGUACAAAGGACCAGGAUUCAUUUGCAGUUAGUAAAUCACAAAGCCUUUUUUGCGCUGUGAUUUACAGAGCUCGGAGUGAAAAAAAAAAUGUGCUGUUUGUAAUGCUAAAUAUUCAUGAAAACUUUGUGUUGUCAUUUUUGGGUUCUUCCAAGGGAUGCCUGCAAGCGUGGUAUUAAAACAAGCCAAGUCAAGCUAUGAUGCCGUUGGACCGUAUUGUGGAAUAACAUCUGCUAAUCAGAAACAAAAAUUCUUAAUAUAAUGCUUAUGCCAAAAAUGGAAAAAAUGUACUGAAAACUACAUGAAAACAUAGAACAAAUUCAUCAGUGAAUAACCAGCUGUUUGGCCUGGAUUCUGCAUGUAGGUUAUUCAAGUUCUGCUGUUACCCUUUCCCCAGAAGAUUAAGAGCCUUGCUUGAUGUGGCCAAAGAUAUAUCGUUAUAUAUUGAUAUAUAAAGCAGCUUCUGCACCUAAUAACACCCUUGGUAUGUACACUCUGACUUGAGUGUGUAGACAUCUGACCCCCAACCCUUCAGUUGGUAUGUGACAUGGAGACCAAAAUGCAGAGCUAUUCUGCACAUUUCAUACAGACAGUGCCUUUCAUACUGUAUUUUUUUAUAUUUUGUUUUUCUGAAGUAACAAUUAAGUCCAUUGUCCUUUGGCCCACCAAGAUUGUUUAGCAUAAUAGGACAGAGGCUCUUUCAUCACAAUUUAUUUGCUGGUGUUCAGAGCUGUGUCUAAAAAAAUAAUGGCUUUGCCCAUGGUCUGUGGUACAAAAGUGUAAGUACCAUGUGUUGCUGCCCAAUGUGAAGAUUUCUGAAGGCUCAAAAUGAAACAAAGGCUGUACAUAUUUGAGACCCAUGACAGAAAUGUAAUGUUGACAACAGCUUGGGGCGGAGAUUCUGAGUCCUUUUGCGCAUGACCUCCUCGAGCUUAUAAUCAGUAUCCAGGAAAUUGAUACUGAUUAUUAUGUUUAUGAAAAUGGGAUGGAAAAUGAAAUGGAAUGAAAAGUGAAAAUUUGGUUUUCCACUUGGAAAGUAUGUCUUUAAUCAAAGAAUCAUUGGCAUGCUCUACAUUAAAGCAGUCAGUAUUGCAAAACCUGAUCAAUCUGACCUUCGAGAACUUCCGUAAUUUAUGUUUUGCACUGGAUCAGCAAUAUGUCCAUUGGCAGCUCUUUCUUCCCUUGUACCAAGCCCAAUAUGGUUAUAUUGCUUGGCAACAAGGAGCCAAAUCCGGCAAUUAAAGGGCUGCUGUGGUGUCAUCGAUAACCCUGUUUCCUCAUACCGGAUAUUUUUUUGCUCUUUUCUACUUUUGCUAUGUAUGACAACACAUAGAUCGUGGUAGUUCAGUCAGGUUAGUGUCAGUCGCACACACAAAUACUGUACGUAUGUACUGUGCAUAUAAAUAUUGUACAUACCCAGCUGAAAUCAUCAUCUAUGCAUGAAAGAAGAAAUAUGACAUAUCAGAAAGGUUUCUUUUUUCAGUCAUAUGCUGCUAUUUGCUUUGGCCAGUAGACCUAUCCAAAAGCAAAAGAGCCACUUCAAAUCCAAACCACAUAUGUGCAAAUGCCUAGGCAUCAAGGGGAAAGGAGAAAUUGACUUUCACAUGAGACUGAACACAAAACAAUCCAGCAACAAUCCAAUCCAAGAAAUUAGUAGCUAAAAUAAAUAAGCACUCACAAUCUGUACAAAUCGAGUCUGUUCUGAACUCUGUGUGUCAAAGCAUACAAUUUAAACACAGUAACCUUAUCUUUUGAAAUAAUGCAUUCUGUGUACUGUGGAGCUAAAUACAGUGCCUUCAGAAAGUAUUUAC
Messenger RNA from Scleropages formosus (Asian bonytongue), 4933 nucleotides. RefSeq names its product collagen and calcium-binding EGF domain-containing protein 1-like. The coding region runs from base 1375 to 2331 and encodes 318 amino acids. NCBI's taxonomy places the organism in Eukaryota, Metazoa, Chordata, Actinopteri, Osteoglossiformes, Osteoglossidae. Gene Ontology annotation, molecular function: calcium ion binding. The transcript has 10 exons. The record is from RefSeq and is a predicted model, not a curated record.